Molecule: messenger RNA, 376 nt
Organism: Baudoinia panamericana UAMH 10762
Lineage: Eukaryota; Fungi; Ascomycota; Dothideomycetes; Mycosphaerellales; Teratosphaeriaceae
Exons: 2
Source: RefSeq, a predicted model, not a curated record
CCUCUAUCGAUCAAACCCCCCAUAACACCAAAUCACCUCCCAGUCUCGAUCCCAACAGACCAUCAAAAUGUACCGCCAAGUCGCUCUUCGGCAAGCCCGCCUCUUCAGCACCUCCGUUCGUGCUCGCAACUCCGCCAUCGACCAGGCGAAGGAUGCCCUUAAGUCUGUCGACAAGACCGUCUCCAAGGGCGCCGUAGCCGGCAUUGAGGCUGCCGAGCAAAUAGCCGAGAAGGCCAGGGAGGCCGCUGGCAUGCACAACAGCGAGGUGCAGGCCAAGGCCUCGGAGGCGGCUGGUCAAGCACAGGGUAAGGCUUCGGAAUUGAUGGGUGAAGGACAGGGUAAGGCCUCGGAGAUGAUGGGUCAAGGACAGGGCAAG